AUGCUGAUGGGGUUGCCCAGGUGCCGAGUUCUUUGUGCAAGACUCCAGAGAAGGUUUCCGACAAAGCCAACUGUUGUUUCAUUUUUCACUAAAUCCGGUGUGCAGCCUUUACUCAUACAGAUUGGAGACAAGGCUGAACUAACUAAAACGUUUACACAGAAGGAUGUUUUCACCUUUUCUGACUUAACAGGUGACACAAAUCCAUUACAUCUAGAUGAAGAAUAUGCAAAGAGGACAAGAUUUGGGAGAACAGUUGUACAUGGUGUAUUGAUCAAUGGACUUAUCUCUGCCGUUCUGGGAACUAAAAUGCCUGGCCAUGGCUGUAUUUUCCUUUCUCAGGAAAUUAAUUUUCCAGCCCCUUUAUUUGUAGGAGAAGAGAUUGUGGCUUCAGCAGAAGUGAAGAAAUUAAGGAAGUGUCUUGCUUAUAUUUCAGUAGCAUGUACUGUUGUAGAAAGUGGCAAGACUGUUAUGGAAGGUACUGUUAAAGUCAUGCUGCCAGAAGACCAGAAGUCCAAAACCUGAGCCAUUGUGUGAUUUAUUCUGUAACAUAACUUAUGAAUCGUGUGCAUGGGCAUACAUUUAAUGACUUUUAAGAAAAAGUAUCUUGUCAACUGUACAUUAAAUUCACUUAGCAACAGAAAGCA
Messenger RNA from Varanus komodoensis (Komodo dragon), 644 nucleotides. RefSeq names its product hydroxyacyl-thioester dehydratase type 2 (gene HTD2). The record is from RefSeq and is a predicted model, not a curated record. NCBI's taxonomy places the organism in Eukaryota, Metazoa, Chordata, Lepidosauria, Squamata, Varanidae. The coding region runs from base 1 to 522 and encodes 173 amino acids. The transcript has a single exon.